CGUUAAGCAACCCAAGACGCACACAGAGAGAUGCAAUUUCACGUAGCCGAUUGGCUGGGGCUGCUCCUGGCCAUUUGCAUUGCCCCACACGCUCUUGGCCAGGGCACCAGGUACGGUUUGUGGACUCCGGAUCGGGCUCAUUCCGAUGCCCAGCCUAUCCAGUGGACGGGCGGUCAAUUUGAGUUCCCCUGUGCCAGCACCAAAUCGCUAUUUAAAAGCUCCGGCAAAUAUAUCGCAAAGAAUGUGAUUGCCACUCGUGCUCAACUGAUUGGUGAUACCAUCUAUCUGGCAUUGCCACGCUAUCGGAAAGGUGUCCCCGCGACGCUGGUGAAGUCCAAUGUGCUGCCGGGCACCUGUUCGACAACCUUCAAGCCGUACCCCUGCUGGGAUCUGCAGGAGGAGGGCAACUGCAAGGCAUUGCAAUCUGUUGUCGAUCUUGUGGUAGAUCAGAAUGAGGUGCUCUGGGUGCUAGACACAGGCAUCGUGAAUACCCUGGAGACGCCGGUGCGCAAGUGUGCGCCCAAAGUGGUUGCAAUGUCCGUGAAGACGGGCAAGGUGCUGAAGACUGUCUCGCUGGAGGGUCUCACCUCGAGCAGUUCCCGUCUGCAGUAUCUAGUGGUGGAUUAUGCGCCGGAUGGCGGCUGCUUCAUCUAUGUCAGCGAUGCGGCAAAUCGUGCGAUUAUCGUUUAUAAUCUGCAAGCGGAUCGCGGCUUUCGUGUAGUCCUGCCCAAGGCCGUAUCUGCGGGAUGCCGGUCCCGGGAUGUGCUCUACAUAGCGCUAAUACGUCGCGAUUGCGGCACCACGGAACUCUACUUUACCUAUCUAAGCACCAGCAAACUUUUUUCACUGAAAUCCGAAUAUCUGCGCAGCGGUGUCGCCGAUGGACGCAUUUUAGAUCUGGGCAAAAAGCCGAGCCGCAUGGUCAUCAUUGGCACGGACAAUGGCUCCGCCAUAUUCUUCCGCAACGAGGGGGAUGCGGAAGUCUAUCGCUGGGACACCAACUCCACGUUUGUGGAGGCCAACUUCAAGCCAGUCUAUCGCAGUCAGACAUGCCAGUUGGUCACCCACGCAGUUCCCGAUUACAAACGGAAUACGAUGCGAGUGCUGCAGAGCAAUUUUCCGGAUUAUAUGCAAAAUCGUAUCGGAUGCGGUGCUAUUCAGCAGCUCAACCAUAUGCAAGGCUGUUGGUAGUCACAACACACACACACACACACACACACACACACACACACACACACACACAC
This is a messenger RNA of Drosophila grimshawi, 1244 nucleotides long. RefSeq names its product major royal jelly protein 1 (gene yellow-g2). The coding region runs from base 31 to 1191 and encodes 386 amino acids. Lineage: Eukaryota; Metazoa; Arthropoda; Insecta; Diptera; Drosophilidae. Gene Ontology annotation, cellular component: extracellular region. The transcript has 2 exons. The record is from RefSeq and is a predicted model, not a curated record.